This is a messenger RNA of Umbelopsis ramanniana AG, 936 nucleotides long. RefSeq lists its product as uncharacterized. Bases 450 to 929 code for a protein of 159 amino acids. Gene Ontology annotation, cellular component: cytosol. The record is from RefSeq and is a predicted model, not a curated record. NCBI's taxonomy places the organism in Eukaryota, Fungi, Mucoromycota, Umbelopsidomycetes, Umbelopsidales, Umbelopsidaceae. Gene Ontology annotation, molecular function: molybdopterin synthase activity. Gene Ontology annotation, biological process: Mo-molybdopterin cofactor biosynthetic process. The transcript has a single exon.
GUAUCAAUUAUGAGAGGCCGAUCAUAAAUCCUACAUAUAGCCUUAAAAAAAACACGUCAACUUUGCACUAACCUUGUCAUAUAGCCACACAAUCGUUCGAAAAAGAACUUUCCUCGAUGUUCUCCGUAAAAAGCUUCGGCAUCGGCUUGGCUCCAUAGCAGCGGCUUCUGCUCUAGAACAUUCAAUUCGCGCGCACGAAUGGUGUCUAUGAUCUUUGGUGGAAGUAGUGGAUUGGCGCAAAUGUCUGGCUUUAGUAGCGCUAGCGUAUAUUGUAACGGCUUACGAGCAGCCAUUGGAUUUUGAUUUCAGCGUACGAAUUCGAUUGUUUUAACCGAGCUAUGAAAUCUUGCAAACCGACUUUUUUCGUUCCUUUUUUUUUUUGGGUUUGAACAGGCGCUGUCAGAACACCGAUUUUCGUCCCCUCUCCUGCAUUCAUAAUCAUCGCCUCCAUGUCAACGGCAAAUAAGACCUUUGUUCAGCUUUUUACAAAUCCACUUCCUUCACUAGACGAAGCUAGUCAGCUUGUGGCCAGUGACAGCGCAGGCGCCAUUUCGACUUUUAGCGGCACGACGAGAGAUCACUUUCAAGGCAAGCAGGUACUCAAACUUGAAUACGAAGGAUAUGGACCAAUGGCAGAAAAGAUACUACAGCAGAUUAUUAUGGAAGCAAGGGACAAAUGGGAAAUUCAACAUGUACUCGUCUACCAUCGACUCAGUGAGGUGCCAAUUGGUGAAGCUAGUGUCAUUAUCGCCGUAUCUUCCGCUCAUCGGAAAGAAGCAAUGCAAGCAGUAGAAUAUCUCAUCGACGAGCUGAAGGCAAGAUGUCCAAUCUGGAAGAAAGAAUUCUAUUUGGAUGGUAGUGUUUGGAAAGGAACGUGCGAAGGUUGCACGUCAGAUAGAGAGCAUCGACAUGGGCACUCUGUGGCAUGAACCAACC